Molecule: messenger RNA, 1024 nt
Organism: Parasteatoda tepidariorum (common house spider)
Lineage: Eukaryota; Metazoa; Arthropoda; Arachnida; Araneae; Theridiidae
Source: RefSeq, a predicted model, not a curated record
AUGCCUAAGAAUCAACAAGCUCAAGAACAAACUAAUGCUAAAAAGUAUGAAUAUGGACCUGGUGUGGUUGUAAAAGCGGAUUGCGCUUCUAAGAUCACUACACCCUCCUCGAGCAGGGUUGGUGAAUUGCGCUCAAAGAAGAAUUUUUCCAGUUUUACAGAGAUAAUCAUUAAGUGUUUGGCAAAUACUCUAUUUUCUCCUUCACUGAGACACAAUCCUAUACACUGUGAUACCAAAUUUAAUCCUCUGUUUGUGGGCUCAGUCCUGUGUGCUGAUAACGAUAAUCGCGGACCAGGCAUAUUGGAGAAAGUACCUAAGGCAAUUCGUAAUGGAGUCGAGAAUCUUCUGUCAACUGUCACAAAUGUCGUAAGUUAAAGUUUAUAUAUUAAAAAAAUACUUUAUUUUAUACCCGUUGGAUGAAUUUAAAGGUUGAGAAACUUAUGUUUUUAUUAACUAAACUUAAAGAGAGCUGCAAAACAUUAUUAACAAUCUGUAUUUAGUAGAGAGUUCUAAUUUACAUGAAAAAAAAGCAUUUCUCCUUAGAGUUAAUAUGAAUUUCAACCGCAGACAAAAUUUCAAACUGGAGUAUAUUUUUUGUUCUUGCUUUUAAAACUUAUACAAACGUAACAAAUAUCGAUUAUAUUCCAGAAAUGGUGUAAAAGUCCCGAUAUUUUGAUAAGUAAAUAGCCUUUAAAAACAAUAACUUGGCACUUUUAGCAAGUUAUUUAUGUUAUUAUAUUAACGCAUUAUAAGCGGGUCUCGUUAAAAUACUUUCUUGAAAUUUGUGUAAUCCAUACAAGAGUAGUUUAAAAUGUGGUUGUAAAACUACUUCUUUUCCGCUUUUUUUUUAAAGAAAAAAAAGAAAUUAUCCAUUUAUGAUUACGACAAUUCGUGAUAUAAUAAAUAUGUAAACAAUAUUACAAUUACUCGGCGAAUUUUUUCUUUUUAUAACAGAAGUUGUAGCUAUAGAUAAAAGUUUGCUCCAGAUUUUAUGAAAUCCUGCCUACCACUUUUUUAAAAUUCC